Molecule: messenger RNA, 1887 nt
Organism: Exophiala dermatitidis NIH/UT8656
Lineage: Eukaryota; Fungi; Ascomycota; Eurotiomycetes; Chaetothyriales; Herpotrichiellaceae
Exons: 1
Coding region: 1-1887 (628 amino acids)
Biological process (GO): tRNA methylation
Cellular component (GO): cytoplasm
Molecular function (GO): tRNA methyltransferase activity
Source: RefSeq, a predicted model, not a curated record
AUGGACGGAGGAAAUGCUGACGGCACCAGGCCGCCGCGGCAACACAUUCGACCAAAGAAAAAGAAACCUAUAACCAACCCCCUAGUCAAGGGCAUCCAUGCUUUCUGCAAGAAACAUGAUGACCUGGUUCAGAUCAUUGAAGAAGAUUCGGAUUCGGACACGCUCUUAACUGGCAGUCCCUUGAGAUCGUUACAGCGCCCCUUCUCCCUCUCAUGCCGUGAUUUUCCAAAACGCUACACCAUCUAUGCCCCAUUGGUUCUCCUCCCAGCUAAUUUCUCUACACAUAACCCCCGAUGGAGAGAGUUCUACAAUGGUCUACUAUCUGAGUCCGAGAAGGCCGACUUGUUUGAAUGCAUUGCCGAGAAAGGCUUUGCAGGGUCCAGCCCUGGACUGAGAGCGGAGGAUAUCCGAAUCGCAAUUAGUGCACCGAUUGCCGCCGAGGAAGAUGAUGUUGGACACGAAGUCGAAGCCGAAGACCAAAAAUUGUCAGAGACUGUCGGACCUGACUCUGCAAAACUGAGUUCGGCCAGUUCCGUUGGGGACUUGGAAACAACGGCAACGAGGCAGGAGGCUAUAGCAGUGCAAAAGCAACAGCAACCUCCAAGGCCUGCGCGCAAACAGAAUGUUAUUCGCAGUCCCUCUGGCCUAGUCCCCGUUUACGGCGACUGGGGUCCGAUGCUUGGACCCGCAACAUCAUUACAAUCCUGUAAUUCGGACAGGACACGCAUGACAAACCAAAGCAAUCCAACCCGCCGGGAUUUUGAUGAGGCGUUCUGGACAUCGGUGUCACAACAUCGAGGAAUCACACAGUGCUGGGCACCGCUGUACACGAUGUUCAGUAGGGGGAAUGUUUCUGAAAAGGCGCGGAUUCUGGGACUUGACACAUCUCCCUCAACGGCAGAGUCAACACCGGCAACGAAAUCAGCUUCUCAGAGCCAGAUCCAAUGCCAUUUCCCGGGCCUCACAUCCGCCGAACUCGGUCAACCGCUCUCCACAAUCGAUGUCAUGGACUUUUAUGUGGGAAUCGGCUAUUUCGCAUUCUGCUACCUUGCGAGGGGCGUCCGACGUGUUUGGGGCUGGGAUAUCAAUCCCUGGAGUAUUGAGGGGCUGAGACGAGGCUGUGAGAAGAACGGAUGGAGUUGCCUAGUUGUCCAGGUUGACGACGACAGUGGAAAUCUCUCACUUGUGGAAGCGGAAGGCAGCAACAGCAACCCUAAAAGCUGUGGACAGCCUGAGAAUGUGGCCAGGGAAAUAGCUGUAAGAAUUCUUCAGGGCGAUCGAACUUGUACCAGCACCCGGGACAGUUCGUGUAGAUCCAAGAUGCGCUCGACAGCGCAAAAUCAAAAUCCCGAGAUCAGGUGUAUCGCCUUUUUAGGUGACAACAAAUGGUCAGCCAAGGUCAUGGCUGAGAUUGGGCGGGAGCUUGAUGUUCUCCGCCAGGAUAGACUGGACUCGGGCGUGAAUCUGAAUGUCCGACAUGCUAAUCUAGGCUUGCUGCCCACUUCUCAAGGCAGUUGGGAGAAUGCUGUCAGGGUUCUGAUCAAGAACGACAGCAAUGGCAAGGGGGCAAAAGACGAGGAAAGCAAUGAGAGCAAUGAUGACAAGACGAGGGGAGGAUGGUUGCAUGUGCAUGAAAAUGUUGACAUUCGCGAAAUUGAGGCCAUGAAGGAAAAGGUUGUUCUCGACCUCCAAAGCAUUGUUGAGCAGCUUUCCAAGUGUGAACAGGCAGCUGAAGAAGAGACUGCCACUGGAUCGGAGACCACACCUUUGGCAUGGUCUGUCUCGUGUGUCCAUAUUCACCAAGUCAAGACCUAUGCGCCGGGCGUCAUGCACUGUGUGUUUGAUAUCCAUAUCUUCCCAGACAGCAAUGAAAACCCCAAUGGAUGA